CUUCCACUCUCGGACCGUGCCUCUUCUUCGUACCGACGCUCAAACCGAGGCAAAGGUCACCUUUUUAAUUUUUUUUUUUUUUAUUUAUUAGAUACUUUUAGUUUAUGGGUUUUUUUUUUCCCUGUACUAUUCUUAAUUCUUUGCCUCCCCAAGUGGGAACUCCUGUCCUGUGGAUGAGAAGACUCAGAAGAGAAGAGAAGAGAGAGAGAAGGAGAGUAUUGCAGAGCAAAAGUGGAAAUCCCUAGUGGAUUUCUGGGGUUUGACCGGAAUUUCAUCGUGACCCAGGUGAGCAAAACUCUCUCUUUCCGGUCGCAAGUGUGAUUUGUAGCUUGAUUUCUUGUGUUUUCGGGAAACAAUCUAUUGCGGGUUGUAGUUGAAGUUAGCGCCUUUUUAAGAGAGUCAAAGGGCAGUUGGAUUGUUUGUGGACUGAAUAUGUUAGAUUGCUGCAAGAUCCAUGCUAGGUGUUUGUGUUCUCUAAUCUGUUGAUUUGAUGAUCUGAGUGGUAUUAGAUUUUAGAUUGUAGUAUUUUUGUUUAAUUCUUAAAGAAAUUGUACCAUCUAAAUGAGGACUUAGAUUAUAGUUGGGGUCAAUUUUUUUUGUCUUUUUCUUUUUCUUCUGAAUUAGGAUGUAAUGGGUUGAAAAAAAAAAUAUGAUGGGGAGUUACAGCGAAGAGGAAGAGGAUCAGUUUUAUGAUACACGUGAAGAGAUCUCUUCUGUGUCGGAUUGGAGUUUGGAUGGUUCUGGGGACUGUAGUUCUAGUAUUGGGCACUCUGCCGGUGUUUCAGGUAGUUUUUGGUAUGAGAUUUGGAUCAACAACCCGGAAAGUGUACAAGAGCGCCGCCUUAGGUUUCUGAAAUGGAUGGGGUUAACUUUAGAUUGGAAUUCGGUUAUGAGAGAGGAUCUGGGAGAUGGAUUAUAUGACAAAAUCGAAGAGGGUAUUGACAGAAUCAUGGAAAAUAGUGGGGCGGUGUUGAGGACUAUGGGUUUCGAUGAAGGGUUUUCAUUAAGUCAGCCUACUGUGUCCCCCAUAUCAGAUAAAGUGUUGGAAUCGUUAGAAAAUGGUGCUUCAGAAGAUAAUUGCGUGUUUACAAUCAAGAAUUUGGAUGAUGGAACUGAGUUCCUUGUGGAUGAACUGGGUCAGAAUGGAAUGCUUAGCAGACUACAAGAGGUGGGUUCCAAUCGAGCGGUUAGUUUUGAAGAAUUUCAGAAAAAUUGCAGGCCAUCUUCGUUGGUUCAGCAUCGCUUGCGGAAAGAAGUUGAUGAGGCAAGAUUUUCAGUAGGUGCAAAGAAGAAAGCGAAGAGGGGUUGGCUAAGGACAUUAGGUGCUGCAGUUUGUAUUGUUGAUACUGCCGCUUUAAGGCCUGGUGGUAAUCUUGAACCAACGUCAGGUACAGGGAUGCAAAGAGUUCGGGUUCAUUCUUAUAGAAAACGGUCCAAGGAACUGUCUUCCCUUUAUGCUGGACAGGAAUUUCUGGCACAUGAGGGGUCAAUAUUGACAAUGAAAUUCAGCCUGGACGGGCGGUAUUUGGCAAGUGCCGGCAAGGAUGGAAUAGUGCGCGUGUGGAUGGUGAUUGAAGCUGAGAGAUCAGACGACUUCAACGUUCCAGAAAUUGAUCCUUCAUGUGCAUACUUCACAAUGAAUAAUCUUUCUGAAUUGGCUCCUCUUGAUGUGGAUAAAGGGAAAUUAGGGAAGAUGGACAAAUUGAGGAAAUCAUCAGAUUCAGCUUGCGUCAUUCUCCCACCAAAGGUCUUCCAGAUAUUGGAGAAGCCUCUACAUGAGUUCCAGGGACACACCGACGACGUUUUGGAUCUCUCAUGGUCCAGAAAAGGGUUUCUGCUGUCAUCCUCUGUUGAUAAGACAGUUCGACUAUGGCAAGUGAGAUCUGACAGAUGCCUUAGAAUUUUUUCUCAUAAUACUUAUGUGACAUGUGUUGAUUUUAACCCUGUGGAUGAUAAUUACUUCAUCAGCGGUUCAAUUGAUGGAAAAGUUCGCAUCUGGGAAACUGUUGGAUGUAAGGUUGUUGAUUAUAUUGAUACCAGAGAGAUAGUCACUGCUGCAUGUUAUCGUCCUGAUGGAAAGGGAGGAAUUGUGGGCACCAUGACUGGGAGCUGUCUUUUUUAUGACAUCAUAGAUAAUCAUCUGCAACUGGAUGCUCAAUUAUACUUACAGAGCAAAAAGAAGUCACCAGGCAAGAGGAUAACUGGAUUUCAGUUUUCCCCAGGCGACCCGAGCAAAGUAAUGGUCACUUCUGCUGAUUCAGUAGUUCGUAUUCUUUUGGGCCAUGAUGUCAUUUGCAAAUUCAGGGGUCUUCGAAAUGCAGGAAGCCAGAUGUCUGCCUCUUUUAGCUCAGAUGGGAAACAUAUUGUCUCAGCGAGUGAGGAUUCAAAUGUCUAUGUCUGGAACUUCAUGAACCAGGACAGGCCUUCUUCCCGAGCAAAGGCUAUCCGGUGUAGUGAGAGUUUCCACUCCCACAAUGCAUUAAUUGCUAUACCUUGGUGUGGCAUUCAAACCACGUCAGGAACCCAUCUAUCCCCAACAUUGAGUGCUGAUAUUUGGGGAAGUGUUAAAAAUGGGUCGAACCACCACAACUUCAAUGAGAAUUCAGACCAAAAAAUGCCUCUAUCUUCACCUGAUUGUUUCUCUCUGAGCCGUGGGUUUCUAUUGGAGUCUUUACCAAGGGGAUCUGCAACUUGGCCUGAGGAGAAACUUUCUAAUCCAAGUCCAGUAAGUAUUUCACCUGCAGUGUGCAAAUCUGAGUACAAAAUUUUGAAGAGUGCUUGCCAGGGCAUGUUCAGUUCUCCCCACAUGUGGGGUCAUGUGUUUGUGACUGCAGGCUGGGAUGGGCGGAUUAGAACAUACCACAAUUAUGGGUUACCCGGUUGAAGUUGAUAAUGGGGUUUGGCAAAAUGGUUAGGUCUGACUUUCAGAUUUGCAACAUGUUGUUGCAGAUCCAAGUACAAGAUUUUGGAAGAGUUCUAGCUAGAGCAUGUUCACUUCUCCUGACAUGCGCUCAGUUGUGGUCGUGACUGCAGGCUGGAAUGGACAGAGUUGAAUGUGGUUGUUUAUUGGUCUUUGAAACCCUGGAAGAUCAUCAGACCUUAGUUUCAGUUGUUGGGCACUUAAAAGACAGUGAUUCGCCUUGUUUCAGGAGUGCACGACACUGAUUCAAACGAUUCUCUGCAUGUGCAGUGUGGUAUAGAUGACAGUUGUAUACUUGUAUUGCCUUUUUUUUCUUUUGUUGGGGGGGGUGUUCUAUUGAGGACCCUUCAUAGAUUACCAAGUGUAUUAUAAUCCAGUCAGGCCAUGAAAAAGUGGCAUAGCUUUUUUAAAUUACUGCAGUCCAGCCAAGUUGUCAAAAUGAGGCUAUGGAUUGAUUUUGUAUUAGAUUCUCAUAUAGGGGUUUAAUUAUAUGAUUCUUUUAUUUGUUCAA
Messenger RNA from Alnus glutinosa, 3431 nucleotides. RefSeq lists its product as uncharacterized. NCBI's taxonomy places the organism in Eukaryota, Viridiplantae, Streptophyta, Magnoliopsida, Fagales, Betulaceae. The record is from RefSeq and is a predicted model, not a curated record. The transcript has 7 exons. Gene Ontology annotation, molecular function: protein binding. The coding region runs from base 650 to 2884 and encodes 744 amino acids.